CUCAGGUCGCUCGGUUAGUGUUCGUUUAGAGCUUUACUAGGGCAGGUAGUUCAACAGAAAGUGAGUUUGAUUUUCGUUCAGUGCGUUUCUGAUCUUAACAGGUUCAGAGAACUCAAAUCUCCAACUCCAACCACUUUCAACCAAAACAAACAGAAACACAAAAGACAUGAAAUCCCUGGUGCUGACCGUGCUCUGCCUGGCAACCCUGCUGGUGGCCACCACGGUAGCCCAGCAGCCCCGCCAGUACACCGACAAGUUCGACAACAUCAACGUGGACCAGGUGCUCAGCAACGACCGCAUCCUCAGCAACUACAUCCGGUGUCUGCUGGACAAGGGACCGUGCACCCAGGAGGGCCGCGAGCUCAAAAAAACUCUGCCGGACGCGCUGCGGAGCAACUGUGAAAAGUGCAGCGAAAAGCAGCGGAACAACUCGCGCAAGGUCAUCAGCCACCUGGAGGCGAAGAAACCGGCCGACUGGAAGAAACUGCUGGACAAGUACGACCCGGAGGGCCUCUACAAGAGCAAGUUCGAAAAGCUGAACAAGCGGUCCUAAGGCAGCAGCUUUGGCAAAUUCAGCGAGCGCAUUUGAUGAAUGAUUGAGAAGGUUGUGUGCGAGAGAAAGAGAGAGUGAGUGCAUUUUGUGAUAGGAACCAUUUAUGACAAAUUUAUAUAAUAGUACAAGAUCGUUACGAUUAAGAAAUUGAUUCUCCAAAUUUCUACAAAGCCAUCAAUAGUUUUCUAUAAUCCAAGAAAAUUCGAGUAAAUAAAUUACCAACUAUAAUUACCCAAAA
Culex quinquefasciatus (southern house mosquito) is the source of this 791-nucleotide messenger RNA. Its product is annotated as ejaculatory bulb-specific protein 3. Lineage: Eukaryota; Metazoa; Arthropoda; Insecta; Diptera; Culicidae. Bases 167 to 553 code for a protein of 128 amino acids. The record is from RefSeq and is a predicted model, not a curated record. The transcript is spliced from 3 exons.